This is a messenger RNA of Heterotrigona itama, 409 nucleotides long. NCBI's taxonomy places the organism in Eukaryota, Metazoa, Arthropoda, Insecta, Hymenoptera, Apidae. The record is from the annotation of a GenBank genome assembly.
AUGUUAGACUCCAUCGAAGGUACCUCAAUUCAAGAAUUCAAUGUUGAAGUUAACAACUUAUUGGCCUGUCGAAUGUCAGAUUUAUAUCCAAAAUUUCUCAAAGCUGAGUUUGCUUAUAUCAGAAUAAGCAGAGAAUUCCCUAGAAGAAAUUUACUUUCUAUUGCUGCCUAUUAAGGAUUACAUCUUAGAUCCUACUCACAAUCACCUAGAAUUUUCAGAGUCUGAAUUUUCAAAGUUCUUAUUAGACGCGUAUGGCACACCCAAAAUCUUAGAAGAAGCAUUAAACCACACAAGGGACAUACCAGAAUUUAAGAUAAAAAUCAUCACGAAAAUUGUGAAAUGCCUCAACAGUUCUUAUCCAAAAGAUGUGAGUGAAGAUUUCUCUCUUCUAAAAGAGGAUUCCAAUUAG